AAAAUGUGGGACUUUCCAUUUGUUAAAAAUACACUUAAGACUAGAAUUGGUAAUUCCCAAAAAAUAUAUGGCUAUAGUUCUAUGAAAAUUAUUGAUGUAGAAAUUUGUAUCUUCUAACUGCUUUUAACUGUGACCAUGAAGAAAAAAAUAGAAUGUCAUUAUCUAACAAAGAAAAUAAAAAUUGGAAAUCCACAGAAACAUUCUCCUGGAAUGAAGGGGAUGUUUUAGGGAAGGGUGCAACAGCUGUUGUAUACAAGGCCAGGAGAAGGCCAAAUGGAUGUGUGUGUGCAGUGAAAUAUUUUCAUGAACGUGUGUCUCAUCAUUUUGCCUCAGUAGCUUUAAGGGAGAUAGAUCUAUUGAAGAAGUUAGAUCACAGAAAUGUCAUCACAAUUUAUGCAGUGGAAAGAGAUUCACCAUCAGGAAAUUAUGUCAUGGGUAUGGAGUUGUGUGAGGGAGGAAGUUUAUACUCUAUGUUAGACCAGCCUAAAUAUUCAUAUGGGUUACCAGAAGAGGAGUUUCUAGUUGUAUUGUUUGACAUUGCAAGUGGAAUGCAGUAUUUACGACAGAUGGGAAUAAUUCACAGAGACUUAAAACCAGGAAAUAUAAUGAGGUUUAUAGACGACACAGGCCAAUCCAUCUACAAACUGACAGACUUUGGAGCUGCUAGACAAUUAGAUGAUGAAGAAAAUUUUACAUCUAUUUAUGGAACAGAAGAAUAUUUGGAUCCCAACAUGUAUGAGAAAGCUGUUCUAAGAAGACAUUCAGUACCGUACCAAGAAUUUGAUGCUAGUGUUGAUAUCUGGUCUCUAGGGGUCACUAUUUACCAUGUGGCAACAGGCCACUUACCAUUCCAGCCAUAUGGUGGCAGGUCAAAUAGCCAGACCAUGUUCCUUAUCACGUCAACAAAAGAAUCCGGAGUUAUCUCUGGAAUACAAAGAUAUCAGAAUGGAGAUAUAGAAUGGAGUAAAGAGCUUCCAGGAACUUGUCGUCUGUCUUUAGGACUUAAAUGUUUAGUGGUACCCAUGCUGGCCAAUAUGUUAGAGAGUGAUAAAAGAAGAAGAUGGAGUUUUGAACAGUUUUUUCGUGAAGUGUUUAAGAUACAGGACAUGCUAACCAUUAGAUUGUAUGACUGUAGUGUCGGGUCUAAUCUCAAAAUCUAUGUAGAGAAAUGUGACAGGUAUGCAGCUGUCCAGGAAAAGAUAGCUAUGGAAUCUGACAUACCAUCAGGACAGCAGUUAAUAUUGUUCCAGAACCGAGAACUAGAAGAGAUAGUGAAUGACAUGACAUGUGAGGUACAUAAUUAUCCCACGUCUGUACUCCAUGGACAGCUGUACCUAUACAACAAAGACAGAACUGAUGUCAAGAAAAUCAUGAUACCAGAUAUACCUCAAUAUCCAAUUUUUCCUGACAAUUAUCCUAUUGAAAACAAAGUUCUAGACAAAGAUAGUCACAUUGGACAUAAAUGUUCAGCUAUUUCAUAUUUGAUAGAGGUACAAGUCAAAGAUCUUAUAGUUCUUCAGGAACUCAUGCAACAAGCUGAGAGAUGUCUGAGGGAAUAUAUACAAAGAAUAACAAGAAGGAUAAACAACUGUGUCCCAGAGAUGUGUAAACUAUUGGAGGAAACUAAAAAGAGAACAGAAUCAUUCUUUCAGACUUUUGGUGUCAUCCAUGAUAUAUUGUACAGCGUAUCUAGUUUAGCAUCAGAGGAGAGAACACGUCUGAUAGCUAGGAGAUAUAUUGAAGAUAUUGCUUUGACCCUUAGGGACCAGUCACCAAGGGAAACACAACAAAAGGCCGAGAACAGAACAGAGGAGAUUAAAGUAUAUAUGAGUGUAUUGGUGGACAAAGUAACUGAACAGGAGAGGGAAGCUAUAACAAGCUGUGUAGGAUGUAUGACAGAAGAUAGAUGUGUUCAGAAAUCACACCACUUGUCCACUAAGAUCUAUGAAAUCUACAAAACAUUUGCUGAUCAUAGGAAAAAGAGAUAUCUGUCACAGGAGGAGGAGUUUGCACAUAGAAGUGACAGGAUAAGAAUACAAAAAUUUAUUGAACAGUUAGAGUUUGUGAUGAACGAUCAUUGCAUGAAAAAUACAGCAAAAAUGCAUCAAGUAACAAACAAACAAAUUGCAAUGUUGAUAAAACAUUUCAUUAGAACCGGAAAAGUUGACCAGAACAUCAAAAGUGUUUUAGAUUGUCAAUCUAAACUCAGUCUGAGGAUGGAACAGAUGGUGAAGAGAUGUACUGACUUGUUGCUUAGACUGAAAAUAGAUGUGAUUCCCAAAAUGACUGGGCAACCAGUAGAAGCCAGCAAUUUGGGGGCCAUGGGAGCUGAACUUCAGCCAAGAUCAUCAUUCCAUCCUAUGACAUUGACAAGUCUGAAAUCGGACUUUCAAAUUCUACAAAAUGAUAGCAUACAAAUAGAAAGUAUAAUGAAACACCAUGCUGAAGAGUUGGAAGCACAAGCUUAUAAUUUAAAAGAACUAAGUGAAAAUUUACCAAAACCCGACUCCUUUGACACAGGUGUUCAAGCUUCAUCAGAUAGUUGACAAAGGCUUCAAUUUAGUUAAUUAGGAUUUAUACAAUUUGUUAUUUAGAUUAAUUUGUCAAAUGUCUGAAAGCACCAUCAAAUGUU
Messenger RNA from Mytilus trossulus (common blue mussel), 2632 nucleotides. RefSeq names its product serine/threonine-protein kinase TBK1-like. NCBI's taxonomy places the organism in Eukaryota, Metazoa, Mollusca, Bivalvia, Mytilida, Mytilidae. Gene Ontology annotation, biological process: peptidyl-serine phosphorylation. The record is from RefSeq and is a predicted model, not a curated record. The transcript is spliced from 20 exons. Gene Ontology annotation, cellular component: cytoplasm. Gene Ontology annotation, molecular function: protein serine/threonine kinase activity; ATP binding. Bases 153 to 2546 code for a protein of 797 amino acids.